Messenger RNA from Octodon degus (degu), 2514 nucleotides. RefSeq names its product PWWP domain-containing protein MUM1 (gene Pwwp3a). Gene Ontology annotation, biological process: chromatin organization; DNA repair. The transcript is spliced from 14 exons. Gene Ontology annotation, cellular component: cytosol; nucleus. The record is from RefSeq and is a predicted model, not a curated record. NCBI's taxonomy places the organism in Eukaryota, Metazoa, Chordata, Mammalia, Rodentia, Octodontidae. Gene Ontology annotation, molecular function: nucleosome binding. Bases 240 to 2237 code for a protein of 665 amino acids.
GCGGGGGAGGGCGGCGGCGGCGGCGGCGGCGGCGGCGGCGGCGGCGGUUGGUUGUCGGGCGCUGUUUGGGCCGCCGCGGCCUUGUCGCUUGGGCUCUGGCGUCUCUCAGGGCAGGCCUGGGUUCUGGUGAGGCCGGUACGGAUCGCCUCUUGGUUCCGCCGUGCAGGGCACAUCAGCAGCAGACCUUGAAGCACUUUGUUUGUGCCAAAUCAUUACCACUUGCCACAUGAGUCUAAAUCAUGACGGAUGCCAAGUACGUCCUCUGCAGAUGGGAAGAGCGAUUAUGGCCUGCAAAGGUUUUGGAUGGACCUAAGACUUCAACAAACGAUAAGGGACGAAAAGAAUUCUUUCUAGACGUCCAAAUACUGUCACUAGAUGAAAAAAUUAAGGUGAAAAGCACGGAAGUUGAGACCCUGAACAAGUCUCAGAUUGAGAGCAUUGCCUCUUCCCUGGCCUUGCAGACCGAGGUCCCCACUGCAGCCCUGCAGGAGCUGACCUACAGACGCUCACUGCGGGUGGCCCUGGAUGUUUUGAAUGAGGGCAGCGGUUUGAGUUGGGAAAGCACCUCAAGGAGAAAUGGAUCUGCUUGGUGGCGAAGGGAGAAGGAACCCACUGAAGCAGCCUCCUCGCUACGCAACACGCUCCAUUCUUCCUUCCGUGAAGAUGUGUCAGCCCAUCCUGGCGAGAAAGAGCCUGAGGUCAAAGUGGAUCACAAGAAAAGGCCAGGGAAAAGUGAGACCCCAGGAGCCCUGUUGGCUCCAGCCGGCCCUCAGGAUGGGAGUGAGUGGGACGCAGGUCACACUCUCACCAGGAAGCGGGGCAGGAGUUUGGCCCAGAGGUCUGGCCAGUGCCAGGAGGCACCUGCUCCUUCUGGGGCACAGAGCGAGGAGCAGUGCGUAGGCCAGGCCUCGCUGCCCCAAGCCCAGGAGGACGAUCUGUGUGCCCAAGCCGAAGGACACGACCCCGGUUUGCCAUUAGGCAGCCUCACGGUGGUCCCGGCUCUGGACAGGGCUGGAGGGCCCCCUGCGAAGAGGAUGCACCUGAGGCUACCUGCCACACAGCUGGAGCCGGAGCUGUCCCCCAAGCCACGACCCUGGGGGUACAUGACCCUGCGGAGCACGUCCACCAGCCCUUGUCCCUCAGAUACUGCAGUGGAGGACACGCAGUUCCCUCUUCUCCAGGAUAGUGGCAGCGAUGGGCUGGAAGAAGACCUUCAAGCUUCUCAGGAGCUCGUGGAGUUUAAUUCCAACAACUCCAUCAUGGAGGAAGAGGAGGAAGAGGAGGAGGAGGAGCCUCCGAGAAUCCUUUUGUAUCACGAACCGCGUUCAUUUGAAGUAGGAAUGCUAGUCUGGCUUAAAUACCAAAAAUACCCAUUCUGGCCAGCAGUGGUCAAAAGCGUGAAGCGGCGGGAGAAAAAAGCAAGCGUGCUCUUCAUCGAGCGGGACAUGAACCCCAAAGGGCGUGGCAUCACUGUGUCGCUCAGAAGACUGAAGCACUUUGAUUGUAAGGAGAAGCAGGCAUUGCUGGACAAAGCAAGAGAAGACUUUGAUCAGGCCAUUGGCUGCUGUGUCUCCCUCAUCACUGACUACCGGGUGCGGCUAGGCUGUGGCUCUUUUGCUGGCUCCUUCCUGGAAUAUUUUGCUGCUGAUAUCAGUUACCCUGUUCGGAAAUCCAUCCAGCAGAAUGCUGAGGGUACCAGGUUCCCCCAGCUGAGCAGAGGGGACCCUGAGGAGCCUGAGGGCAGCAGCCCCCUGGAGUGGAGGCUGCCUUGCAGAAAGGUGCUGCCUGACCGCUCUCGGGCCGCCCGGGACCGCGCCAACCAGAGGCUGGUGGAGUACAUUGUGAAGGCUCGAGGUGCUGAGAGUCACCUCCAUGCCAUCCUGAAGCAUGGCAAGCCGUCUCGGUGGCUGAAGAUGUUCCUGAGCUCUGGCCAGUACGUGAUGUGCUUGGAGACCUACCUGGAGGAUGAGGAACAGCUGGACCGCGUGGUGAAGUACCUGCAGGGUGUCUACCAGGACGUGGACGGUGACGAACUUGUGCAGGCCAGUGGCGACCGCAUCCGCUUCAUCCUAGAUGUGCUGCUGCCAGAGGCCAUCAUCUGUGCCAUCUCUGCCGUGGACUCCGUGGACUACAAGACAGCUGAGGAGAAGUAUAUAAGAGGACCAUCGCUUGGCUACCGGGAAAAACAAAUAUUUGAUAACCAGGUCCUGGAAGAAAGGAGUCGGCGCCACCAGUGAUGUGCCCCCAGCUGUAGCACGAGCCAGGGCACAGGGAGCCCAGGAUCUGGCAGGUGCCCGUGGCGCCUGCCCUUGCUUUCACAAAAGUCUGAAGAGUCCAUGUCAUGACCAGCAAAAGCUGGUCUCUGUAUUGAUGUUUUGCCGGAAUAUACAUUUCCUGAGAUUUCAAUCCAUUGAUUGCACAUUGUCCAUCGUGACCGUAUAGUUUGAUAUGAAUUGCACUUGUAUUGUGUGUCACACAUCACAUGUAGUAUUAAAUGGGAGUUUUUAGACAGUA